Molecule: messenger RNA, 2180 nt
Organism: Aphis gossypii (cotton aphid)
Lineage: Eukaryota; Metazoa; Arthropoda; Insecta; Hemiptera; Aphididae
Product: THAP domain-containing protein 1-like
Exons: 7
Coding region: 1144-2040 (298 amino acids)
Molecular function (GO): sequence-specific DNA binding
Source: RefSeq, a predicted model, not a curated record
AUUCAAAAACUAAUCACUGAAAAUACUUGAAAUUUUCACCAGAUGUUAAUGUCAGUGGUAUCUGUAUAUAGUUAAAUUUUCAAAAAAUUUUGACUUUUUUUGAGUUAUUUAUAGACCACUGAAAUUUUCGUUUUUUUUGAGAAAUUUUUUUUAAAGUGUCAAUAAAAAAUUGUUGGAUGACCAAAAAGUUUUGAAAAUUUAAUACAAGGUUCCUUAUGAGUUGUUUUUAUUGUAGUUAAAAAAAAUUAAAAAUUGUUAGUCACAAUUUUUUUUUAUAAGAGUUUAUAAUUCAAAUUUUUACGAAAUCUGUCGAAAACACAAAAAUUUGCAAGUAAUUUUGAAGUUGAAAAAUAAUAAAAUUUUUUUCUUUUAUAACUAAGUUUUGAAAAUUUGGUACAAGGUUCUCCAUACAUUUUUCUUCAAAUAUCUGUAAAAAAAACUACUGGAUUCAGACAAAAAAAUUUUAUGAAUGUUUGAAAUUUAAAUUUUUACAAAACCGCGUUAAAUAACGGUUUAGCCUCAAACGAUUUUUGAUAUUUGUUAUAAUUCAAAAAGUAUAAGUCGUAGAUACUUGAAAAUUUUACCAGUUAUUUAGAUUGGCAUUUUAUUUACUUGAUUUAAUUUUCAAAAUAUUUUGAGUUUUUUUGAGCUAUUUAUAGACAACUGAAAUUUUCAAUUUUUCUGAAAAUUUUUUUCAAUUUUUUUUGACGAAAAUUCGUCAAAAUUAUGAAUAUUUGCAAAUUAUUUUGUAUAAACCACCUUUUUCACCAACAACUGGAAAUUAUAUCCUAGGCUGACAAAUCAUCUUCGUUCAGAAUCGUCUUUCGUAUACAAUGAUACCUAUCAUUGCAUUCAAAUUUAACCUACCCUAGUCCGAGGUCAACCCCACCCCUAAUGUACAGCAGCACGGUACCCACUUGCCCGCUUUUUUGCGGUUGAACCGUCACAAAGGUGCCGAACUACGUUAGCAUUACUUGGCCCCAAUUGUUACUUAGCCCCUUUGUAAGGACAUCUGGACAUACCUAUCUAGGGUCCCCGUCCUUGAGUAUGAAUACAAAACUGAAAAGACCCUGCAGGUGGUAGCCUUGCCUUGCCUACCUUAACAACCCCACCAACAUUCUUUUUGAUUAUUAUACUCUACAAAUGCAUAUUACUCUUUACAACAUUGGUGCUGGACGGGCUAGUGUCAUUACUAUUUUAUUCGUCUUGUGGUUAACACGUGUCCUAGUGCAUUUAACUAUAAUAUAUCAAACAUUUUUUACUGUUACCUAUAUCAAAAUGCCAAGUUGUUUUGUGUGUGGUCGAUCAAGUAAUUCCAAAAACAAAGAUCUUGGAAUAAGUUUCCAUCAAAUUCCAAAGAAUGAGAAUCAUCGGUCUCAAUGGUUGGAUUUUAUUCAAAAAUGUAGUGUUGACCAUUUAAAAAUUAAGACCAAGAGCAUUAUUUGCUCUGAACAUUUUACAAAGGAUUGUUUUAAAAAUUAUAAACGCACAAGAUUAUUAAAUGAAACCGCUGUUCCAUCCAUUGCAGUUAAUCGUUUAAAAUCAGCAAAAAUUGAAAUUCCUGAGGUGAGUUAUACACUUGGUGAUAGUAACUCAAAUCCUUGUUCCAUUAAAUCUCUAACUAUUGACCAUGAUAGUAUUCAAAUGGAAGGUGUUCAACAACUUGAUGAAUUAAGUGUUCAGCAACCGUCAUGCUCCUCAAAUACCAUUUCUACUGACUGUAACCAGUUCACAUGUGAACCAUCAACAUCAUUUUUAAUGAAGCCUCCUACUCAGAAAGUAAAUUCUAGGUCUUUGAAUUUUGAAUUUGUGCAAGAAAUCAACAAUGAUUCGCCAAGAAAAAAAUAUUUAAAAAGAACAAUAUCUUCCCUAGUUCGUGAAAACUUCAAUCAGAAGAAAAAAAUCAAGGUUCUAAAUCAACAACUAAGACGUCAAAAAAAACAAAUUUCCUCAUUGAAAAGUGUUGUUCAAGUUUUGGAAAAUAAAAAUUUAGUCCAUCAAGAUCAAGCAGACAUCAUAGACAGCAAUUUCAGAAACUGAAAAGUGUCAUCUAGGUAAUAAAUUAAAAAAGGAACAUGUUUUUUUUUUUUAAAAAAAAUGAAAGUUAAAUUAGCCAGUCAACUUCUAUCAAAUUCAGUAGCAGAUGCUUUAUUAUUCUGUAAAGAUAAUUUAAAACUUAA